Paramecium octaurelia is the source of this 1192-nucleotide messenger RNA. The record is from the annotation of a GenBank genome assembly. Lineage: Eukaryota; Ciliophora; Oligohymenophorea; Peniculida; Parameciidae.
AUGAGAUUUUCAUAUGUCUUAAGUCUAUAUUUAGUGAUGGUUUCAGCCACUAUGAAGGAUUCCAAAACUAUUCUGACAGAAAUAGACACGUAACGCUCUGGAAGGAUAUUUUUAAAUGCUAUUUAGAUAGGUUUAGCAACAGGUUCACCAGUUCAUGAAAUCCAAAGUUAUAUUAAUAAUAUUAGGUAUUAUGAUAUUCUUUAUUAGUAUAGAUUUAUGAUUGAAUAAGAAUAAAAGGAUGCUGACCUAUUUAUAUAAAAUACGUAGGCUUCUUGUAAUAGAUUAUUGCAUGACUUUGCUACAAAUUUGGCUUACCAUUAAUAGUAAUUUAAAGCUCAUUCUAAAAUCGUUGAAGUAAGUAGUUUGAAUUUAUAAAUAAGGAAAACUAAAGGAAUUUGGAACGUUCUUUAAAUAAAAUUGCUGAGGUCUCUGUGGAAAUUGAAGAAAACCUAAGAAAAACAAAUGAAGGUUAGAGUGAAAGAGAUCUUUAAUACUCAGAAUUUUAAUCGAAACAAAAAGAUCACAUAGAAUCAAUUUCUGCUAUUGAUGAGGCUUAUGCAUUGAUUGAACAUUUAUCGGGUGGAUCUUCGUUCAUCCAAGUGAAAAGUAGAUUCACCAAAGUGUUGUCCAGAUUAUAAAAGUAACGUAGUGAUUUUGAAAUUCUAGUCAAUCUACAUCAGCUGGAUUAUUGUUUUAACCGAUCAUAUCCAUGAUGACUUAAAUGAGUUCAAGAGCAGAUGCAGAUCAAGCCAAGAAGGUGUUACAACUGUUAGCCAACUUAAGGGUUCAAAUUGUGGAGAGCAAAUCCUAAGAUGAGGACAUUGAGAAACAAUAGUCUUAAGGGUGGUAGAAGUUCUUAUCGGAUCUUAUCAAUGAGAGAAACACUCUCUAGGAUCAGAGGUAGAAUUUAGAAUAGGCAAUCUUAAAUUACUAAAGCAUAAUAGAAGAAUCUGAGGGAAAGGUUGAGUAUCAUUAGGCAGAAGUAGAGAGAAAUCAAGUAAUGUAAUUAAUUUAAGUUUAGAAUAAUUUGGAUGGUCAAGAUUAAUGGUGCAGACAACAGUAGGAAAUUUAUUAGAUGGAAUCUUAAUAGAGAGUUUAAUCGCUUGAUUUGAUUUCAAGAAUUGUGGAUCACAUUCAAGAUAAGAUUGUGACUCUUAAGGAGUACUUGAGAGAAAGAUUGCAAAUACACUGA